AUGGAUCAAGAGAAGACUCCAAUGGAAAACACAGGAAGCAAGAUUAUGCGAAAAUCAAUCUUUACUUUCCUUCAAAACUAUCAAUACUUCACCUCAACCCCAGCCCUUCUUGCCUUCCCUUUCUCUGCCUCAGUUCUCCUCGCAAACCUGCUUCUUCUCUCCUCCUCCUCAUCAUCUCUCCUUCCAGUCGUAUAUAACAGGUUGAACAGUCUGUUCCAUGCUGCAGGAUUAAUCCACCCUCCCUCCUCGGAGUUGUUCAACCUCGUCACUCUCAAGCUAUCUCAAACAAUCUCCUUUCACAUUCUUACGCUUCCCUUUACCCUUACUUUCUUUCUCAUCACAAAAGCAUCUGUUAUUCAAGCUCUCAAAACCAAUCACCAAAAACCACCUUCUCCUAAUUUCUUUUGUAUUUUCUCCAUUUUCAAUCCUCUCCUCCUCACCCAUGUAUGCAAUUCAUUAUUGAUCCUCUCAGCCAACUCAACAGCUUUUUGUCUCUUGUUCUUUACUUUUAACCUUUUUCAUGAUAAUAUUGGAUUUGGCCUUCAUCUCUUCCUCUCAGCUGCUGGAGCUGUUGCUUACUCCAUCAUCCUUGCCCAUGCAAUCAUAAUAUGCAACUUAGCAUUGGUGUUAUCGGGCAUGGAAAGAAUCGGCGGAUAUCUGGCCAUUUUAAAAGCUUGUGUUGUGAUCAGGGGAAGGGCUUCAACUGCGCUAUCGCUUACAGUUGCCGUCAAUAUAGCUCUGGCAGGAGUUGAAGCAUUGUUCCAAUACCGGAUUGGGAGAGCUUAUCAUCAUCAUAAGGGUGAAAGUGAAACACCAAGCUCUAAUUUGUUGAUAAUUUCAGAGGGGAUGCUUAUCGUCUACUUGUAUUCGAUUCUUGUUGUUCUGGACACCAUUGUCAGUUGCAUCUUCUUCAAAAGCUGCAAGCCAACCUACAGUACUUGCAUUGAUCAACAAAGUAAAUACACUUACAGGAUUAAUGAAAUUGAAGAGGACGUAGAAAAUGGUGGUUAUAAGAUGAGCUUAAAGGUGUAG
This is a messenger RNA of Dovyalis caffra, 1032 nucleotides long. NCBI's taxonomy places the organism in Eukaryota, Viridiplantae, Streptophyta, Magnoliopsida, Malpighiales, Salicaceae. The record is from the annotation of a GenBank genome assembly.